Messenger RNA from Salvia splendens (bonfire salvia), 1996 nucleotides. RefSeq names its product RNA-binding KH domain-containing protein RCF3. The transcript is spliced from 7 exons. The record is from RefSeq and is a predicted model, not a curated record. NCBI's taxonomy places the organism in Eukaryota, Viridiplantae, Streptophyta, Magnoliopsida, Lamiales, Lamiaceae. Gene Ontology annotation, molecular function: RNA binding. The coding region runs from base 81 to 1904 and encodes 607 amino acids.
GCUCAUUCGCAGUCGCUUUGCCUCACCAUUCGCCGUAACUAAUCGUCGACUUCCAGCACCGCCGUCAAGAAUCUUGAGGGAUGUCAGCUCAAGUUACACCUGCUAAGAGGCCACUCGACCAAAGUCUUACAGAUGUAAGAAGUGAAAGGAAGAGCCAGAAAUCAGAAGCUUUAGGUUCUGAUAUUGCACCAUUUAAUGCAUCAUCUAGACAGGUUAUAAGAGUACUUUGCCCAGCUUCCAGAAUUCGCUUCAUUAAUGGAAAAGAUGGCAGCAUCGUAUCUCAAAUAGGCCAAGCGACUGGAGCAAAAGUGUGCGUUGAGGAAAAAGUCCUUGAGUGUAAUGAAAGAGUCAUAACUAUAGUAGCUCCAGAUAAAGCUAAGGAAAUGGUGAGCGGGCAGGUUAAGGAUGAAGACAGGGAGACUAAAAUCCCUGACUCCAGUGAGAACCCCGAGGAAGAUGGGGAAGGCAACAAAGAGCAUGGUGUUCGAGUCGAUCACUCUAAAUCAGAUAAGGACAAAGAAAAUUCAGCUGUUCAGAAAGCUUUGUUAGCUGUGUUUAAUAGAAUGGUCGGCAUGUUUGCUGGGUCAAAGAAAGGUGAAGAAGAAGGUAAAAAAAAGUUUUCACAUGUUAGGCUACUUGUCUUCCAUGGUCAAGUAGGCCGUUUGUUAGGAAGAUCUGGCUGUGUGAUGAAACAAAUGACAUCUGAAAGUGGAGCGGUAAUACAAAUUCUUCCAAAGAAUAAGCUGCCUUCUUGUGCAUCUUCAACUGAUGACCUGGUUCAGAUCUCUGGUACUCAUGAUGCCAUCAGGAAAGCUCUUCUAUCUGUUUCCCAGGAACUUCUUGAGCGUAUUCCUAAGUAUCGGGAUCCUUUCCUUUGGUGCUCCUCCUCAUCUCAGUCUCAUUCCUUUGGUGCUCCUCGGCAGGAUAGGUGUCCACCUCCGCAUAAUCCUUUCCAUGGACAUGGAGCACCCUAUCCAUCUGGAUUUCUCGAAGGUGGUGCUGGUAUGAAUUUUCCUCCUGUGGUUAUGACUUACCGGGUGCUGUGCAAUGAGGAAAAGGUGGGUGGUGUAAUUGGAAAGGGAGGUACUAUUAUCAAAGCUCUUCAACAUGAAUCUGGCUGUGAUAUCAAGGUCGUAGCUAGUACAGGAGAAACAGAAGAUCGCAUCAUUACCAUAUCUGGUCCUGCUCACCCGGAUGAUGCAGUAUCUCCCGCACAAGAUGGCGUGCUUCGCGUGCAAGCAAGAAUAUUUAGGUCUGCACCAGUAAGCAAGGAUAAAAGCUUGGUUGCAAAACUCCUUGUCUCCUCUCAUCAAAUUGGAUGUCUUCUUGGUAAAAGUGGUUCAGUGAUUUCUGAAAUGAGAAAGUCAAGUGGAGCUUACAUCUGUAUUCUCAGUAAAAACCAGGUUCCGAAGAAUGCCUCGGAAAAUGAGGAAGUUGUUCAGGUUAGUGGAGACCUUGAAGCAGUUCAAGAGGCUCUUGUGCAGAUAACAUCAAGGUUGAAGAAGCAUUUCUUCCAGGCCCCAUACAUGGGGAGAAGAGAGUUUUCACCUUCUCCAACUUUCUCUAAUCGAGGUCCACCAUUCAACAAUUUUGAUGCUUCUGUGGGCCUUCCUCCAGUUGGCGGCUUCCAUCCACGUGAACAUGAUGAUCAGCAACCUGUUUCCACAAGCACUACUGUGGAGGUUGUUGUUCCAAGCUUCGCUGUUCCUGCUAUUUACGGAGAUGAAGGUGGAUGCCUGAGACAAAUUCGCGAGAUUUCUGAUGCAGAAGUUACCAUCACCAAUCCUAAAGACGGAGCAUCAGAAACCGUGAUCAUACUCUCCGGGACUCCCGAGCAGACUAUUGCUGCACAAAGUCUACUUCAGGCAUUUGUAAUAUGCGAAAUGGAAGCCCUGAAUCGUUGAUAUCAUGGAAUCUACUCCAUGGAUGGUGCAAAGAGAGUGUUGUGAUAUAUACUAAUAUACUGAAGUCCAAAACAUCAACCCAACCCUGUUGU